UUCUUUGCGCACGCCGAGUGAGUGCAGUGGCAGGGAAUGGGGUUUCAGCAGUAGGAGACAAGGUGGAAAAUAGUCAGAAAGAAACCCUUUUAGUCCUUCCGCAUAUGUUUCUCACUGAGAACGACUGAAAGGAAAACAUGAAAGACACAGGAGCAGAAGAAGGAGGAGGAGGCGACGGCAGAGACAAUAUUGGCCAAACUGAGAAGAGCCAGAGUUGGAUCCCCAAAAUUAUCAAGAAAAGAGUGUGCAGCACUUUUGUAGAAGAUUCCGUCAGUAAUGGCGCAUUGUGUCAGUGCGGGGCUGCGAGAGAUGACCAUGCCUCUGUGGCUCUUGGAGACUAUUUCAGCACAGCCAUCGUGAACCAGUGGAAAAGUGUGCAGCACUCCUCCGAAAGACCGACAGAUGCCUUUGGAGAGGUGCAGUUUGCAGGGGCCAGCAAGAGGCACAGCCAUUUUCUGCGUCUGUCAUGGAGCACUGAGCCUUCUAUGGUGUACACCAUACUGACAGCUCAUUGGCGUCUUCCUCUACCCAACCUGGUUGUUUCUGUUGUGGGCGGAGAGGGAAGGACACAGGUGAAGACCUGGGUACGGGAGGUCCUCAGACAGGGACUGGUGAAAGCAUCACAAAGCACAGGUGCAUGGAUCUUAACUACAGGUCUGCGUGAAGGCGUUGGCAGGUGUGUUGGGCAGGCAGUGAGAGAUCAUGCAACUGCAGCUUCUUCAUUCUCACUCAACAAGGUGGUAGCGUUGGGCAUUGCUCCAUGGGGCCUUGUGGAAAAACGAGAGCAGCUGGUCAACCCUCAGGGAAGCUUUCCAGCAAAGUACUAUGUCCAAAACAUUUCCCAGGACUCCUGCUCCCUGGAUAACAACUACCAGGCCUUCCUCCUCGUGGACGAUGGCAGUGUGGGCCGCAGAGGAGGAGAAACAGAUUUCAGAGCCAGAUUGGAGGAAUACAUUUCCCAGCAGCGCACAGGGAGAUGGGGAAGUGGCAGCAUUGACAUCCCUGUAGUUUGUAUGCUGAUAUCAGGGGAAACAGACAUGCUGAAGAGAAUGGAUCUCUCUUUAAAAAGCUGCAUCCCCUGGCUGGUGCUGGCUGGCUCAGGGGGCUUGGCUGAUUUCCUGAGUGAUAUCUUGGAGAACUGGUCUUCAGCUCCAGCUGUGCCGUCCUCUGGUGAAGGCAACAGUGAGGCUCCUAAAACCCCCAGUGUGGAUCUCAAAGACAGAGUGACAGAACGGUUUAAGAAGCAUUUUCCUUCAGAGGCACAGACCGACAAACUAGUUGAACGGGCUUUGAGCAUUUACCAGAACAAAGAUUUGAUUACAAUCUACCAAGGAGAGCACGAGAGUCCAAAUGACUUUGACACAGUCCUGCUUAAAACACUCGUGGGAGCAAGUAAGCAGCAAUCAUCAGUUGAUGCCAGCCCUUAUAGUGACGAGCUGAAACUAGCAGUAACGUGGAACAGGGUUGACAUUGCCAAGAGUGAACUCUUCAAUGGAGACAUCCAGUGGAAGUAUGAAGAUUUGGAGGACUCAAUGACAGAUGCAUUGAUCAAUGACAAGCCCCAGUUUGUUCGGCUUUUCACUGAGAAUGGCUUGAAUAUCAUGGAGUACCUAACUUAUGGCAGGCUGGAAACCCUCUAUCGCUCUGUGCCAGAUGGGACCUUGCUCUAUCAGCUACUACAACAGUGCCUAGCAGAGCGGCUGGCAAUAGUGGAGCGUCACUCACCAUCAGAAAAACAGAAUUCAUCCUCAAAAAUGGUGAAAGAUACGCAUCAGGGUGGACCAGUGAAGGAGGUCACCCUUUUUGAGGUGUCAGGGGUUCUGGAGCUGUUAAUGGGUGAUGUCUGCCAGCCUUUAUACUACAAAGCUUUGGGCUUAGAGUUCACUUCAUCCAAAAGGACGUCUCUGAGGCGUGCAAAUAAGGUUCUGCGUGGAGAUUCGUUCUAUCGGCAGCUGCGCUGCCCCUAUCCCUGGGCUUCACUCUUCCUCUGGGCUGUACUGCAGAACCGCAGUGAGAUGGCCCUUUUCUUCUGGGAGAUGGCAGGUGAGGCAGUCCUGAGUGCUCUCAGUGGCUGUAAUAUACUCAGAGACUUGUCCAAACUGGAGGAGGAGACUGAAACCAAACUCUCCAUGAAAGAGCUGGCCCAGAAGUUUGAGAACCUGGCUCAUGAUAUUUUUAGCUCUUGUUAUCGGAGUGAUGAAAACCGUUCCUUCACCCUGCUAAUUAGGAAGUCUCCAAUCUGGGGUGACACCACCUGCCUUCAGAUGGGCAUGAGUGCCGAUGCCCGGCUCUUCUUCAGUAAUGAUGGCGUACAGUCUCUGCUGUCCCAGAUCUGGUGGGGUGAUAUGAAGAGGAACACAGAGGUCUGGAAGCUCUUGCUCGCUUUCUUCUGCCCCAUCCUCUGCUACACCAACCUCAUUUCCUUCAGGAAAUUAUACUGGUAUAUGGUCAUUUUUGUCUUCUUCAUCAAGACCAUUUUAUUGGGGACGAUGACUUGGCGCCAAAGGUUCAGACUCUACAUUCAGGAUGUUUGGAAUAAAUGUGACCUCACUGCCAUCAGCCUGUUCAUUAUAGGACUAAUCUGCAGGAUGUUCCACUGGUCAUAUGAAUUUGGACGGGAUGUCCUGUGUUUGGACUACAUGGUCUUCACCCUUCGCCUCAUUCACAUUUUUGCCAUUCACAAGCAGCUGGGACCAAAAAUCAUCAUUGUAGGAAAGAUGAUGAAGGAUAUCUUCUUCUUCCUCUUCUUCCUGGGUGUGUGGCUCAUGGCAUACGGAGUUGCCAAUCAGGCUCUGAUCUAUUCCUACGAUCCAAACCCGAAUCGCAUUUUUCGGAGAGUUUUCUACAGGCCAUACCUUCACAUCUUUGGACAGAUCCCUGUUGAAGAGAUGGAUGUGGGCAAGGACUGGGAUGUCAACUGUACACACAAUGUGACUUUGAUUGAGAGCGGAGAAGAGCCGUGUAGAACUCAUGAGAGUAACUGGCUGGUAGUGAUUCUGCUAGUCGUAUAUCUCCUGGUCACCAACAUCCUGCUCAUCAACCUGCUUAUUGCCAUGUUUAGCUACACUUUCUCUAAAGUGCAGGAACACAGUGACACCUACUGGAAGUUCCAGCGUUACAACCUGAUUGUCGAGUACCACUCCCGUCCUUCUUUGGCUCCGCCUUUCAUUAUCCUCUCACACAUCAACCUCUUUAUUAAGAGGGUCAUCCGCAAAGUGCCCUCUGUAAAGAUUCACCACUUUGUGUUAGACUUGGAAGCAAAGGCAGCGAACAGAUUAUCAACGUGGGAAACGAUUCAGAAGGAAGACUUCCUGACUGCUCGAAACAAGAUCCAGAAAAGCAGCGACUCAGAAAGGCUCAAACGGAUGUCUGCCAAGGUAGAUGGUGUGCUUAAACAUCUGAGUGAAAGCAGAGACUUUGAACACAGGUUACGGUCUCUGGAGAAUCAGAUGGAGUAUUGCUCCAGUGCACUCAGCUGGGUUGUGGAUACUUUAUCACAAGGAAGCACAUUUAAACCUCCUCGACCUCCACCAUUACGAGAUGCAUUUGCCUCCUCUUCCAGCUCAACUUAAUUUAAGGAUACCUUAAAUCAAAGAGGACACCUUCACUUCGCUCAAGUUCAGGAAAAAAAACAAAAUUGGAGAACACUCUCUUUUGAGAACUUCUAUCCAGCCCACCACCCUACAUUCUCACUGGACUUGGUUUACCAAAGCAUAUAAACACUGCACUGAAAGGAGAAAACAUUUUAUCCAGCCAAUGCAAGACACUGUAUGUCUGCGCGCGUGUGCGUGUGUGUGACUUGAUACAAUUAAUGCUGUAAAACAUGUUUUAAAAACAUGCAAUGUUUUACAUU
Neolamprologus brichardi is the source of this 3853-nucleotide messenger RNA. Lineage: Eukaryota; Metazoa; Chordata; Actinopteri; Cichliformes; Cichlidae. The record is from RefSeq and is a predicted model, not a curated record.